Molecule: messenger RNA, 1245 nt
Organism: Pseudo-nitzschia multistriata
Lineage: Eukaryota; Bacillariophyta; Bacillariophyceae; Bacillariales; Bacillariaceae
Source: the annotation of a GenBank genome assembly
CAAACGAGCAUCGGCAUUCGCGGUGCCUCUCUUUUCCAAUCGAACACUUUCCUUGCACUCUGUCACACCGGAGCGCAGGAGAGCACGACACAGCAGCAGAAGUAGUCCCGAAGCGAACUUACUUACGAAGGACCAAUAUGCCUGCCACCGGGAACGACAACGGUCCGGGCAGAGGCAGCGACGAGGCGGGACUCGCCGCGAGUGCUUCCGCCUGGAUCCGRAUUGCGGGGGCCAUGGGGGCCAUCGGGGUCGGCACGGGGGCCUUUGGCGCCCACGCCCUCAAGAAAACCCUGGAGGAGAGGGGAAGCGCCGCCAUGUGGCAGACCGCCACGGUCUACCAGCUCGUCCACGCGGCGGCCGUUCUGUCCCUGGCGGUGUCGGCGUCGUCCUCGGUCUCACGGGGUGUCCCCGGGAAGGGCCGCCGGCACCUGUUUGCGGCAAAGCUUAUGGGGAUCGGGAGCCUCCUUUUUUCGGGGUCGAUCUAUUUCCUGGCGCUGGGGAUCGGCCCGAAGCCGGURCUGGGACCGGCCACACCGAUCGGUGGGCUCUGCAUGAUCGGGGGCUGGGCGGUGGUAGGAACCUCGUAGGGUGGGACGGCACCGCAUGCGUUCGCUUGGCGUCGGUGCUUGUGACGUUCUUUCAAAGACGCACCCAUUUCCUGCGUACGCUCCUAUACAAUAGCAUUAAUAUAACUAACAGUAGAACUUCAGAGUACGAAUCUUUGAGUCAAGCUAACUCGGCGUUUAUCGGCUCUUUUAUUGAGCUCGCCUAUGUUUUCUGUUACCGUAUGGAUGACGCACCGAUCGGAACAAGCAUAAAGGAAUAAUAAUCGCAUCGAAACAGCCAGAAGAACAGGCGUUUGUGAUUCGCCGUAGUUUAUAACACCAACCCCCCUACCCCCCGCACACACAAUCUGAUUGUUUUUCUCGUCCGCGUGACCAGCACGUUGGUGCUUGCACCGUGCCGAUGCUAGGGAUUGGCCCAUUUCGGGUGUUCUAAAAUGUCUUCGGGGAUAGAUGGUUUGGCGCACGAGGGUGUCAUCGAUUGGUAUCGCAUCCACCGUGGCAGCCUGCAGUGGCAGAUUUGGUUCCACAAUCUGCUGUACAUUAGCUACAGUUUUGAGUGUUGCAUCCUCGUAUGAAUCCUUGUGGGGUCGAUCCCUUUCUAGUGCAGUCCGUUCUCUUUCACGCGACACCCAUCUCGACUUGCGUCGUUAGCAAGAGAGGUUGUCAAAUGACAAAUUGG